UACAGUCAUUAUCAAUAGGUCUCAUUGUUUUAUUCUUUCAAAAAUGUCUUGCAACAUAAACCAAACAGCAAUCUACCAAGUAAAAUCUCAUGAAUGGGGUCUAGGAGGGGUGGGUAUAUGCAAAGCCUACCCCUACAAAAAAUGUAAAGAUGCUAUUUCCAAAAUCCUUCAUCACUUUAUUAGAAAUACGAAAACCAAGUGAUUGAUUAAUACCGUCUCUGCAAGUAGGUGUAGCUUCUAGUUUCUUUAUCAGUCCCUGAAAAUAGGUUGUGAUUUGCAAAAACCAACAUUGGGGUUCUUGGUAAACUAGAAAUUAACAAGUUUAAAGGUUUGUUAUUGAUCUGGUCACAUCCAUCAUCCAUAUCGAAAGGGGGUAUUUGUUGAAUUGGUAGCAAUGCCCUUCUGCCUUUGGUGUUCAACCAGAUCAAAACAUAGUUUGAUGGCAAAAAAUAAUGAGCAUUUAGGUAGUAGAGUAUAAUUUCUAAACUACUUUAAACUCACUACCAUUUACUUUAUAGGGUUUACAUAUUUCUUUUUGCUUCAUAUAGAAAAAAGCGAUUGAAGAUAUAAACAAAAAAUAACAAGAUGUAAUUAACGAGAAAGACGUGGGGCACAAGUGUGAUUCAAUACAAAGGAUAAUAGUAUGUAGUAAAAAAGAGGAAAGUAGAGAACAAUACAAAAAAUACUAAGACAUAGAGCUUUAUUAUAGUGGUGAUGAUUAAAGGAAUGUUCAGUUAUUAGUGAAGAUGUGAAAAUGAAGAGGCAUGUCCCAAGAUCGUGUAAAGAAUGAACUACGUGAUGAAGCAAGAAAAAGGUCUAUGCUUAAGCAUUAAAAGUAGAAAAAAUGGGAAAGAGAACGGACUGAGGCCAAUAGCCUAAAAAUUUUACACCAACAAAGAUGGCAAGAAUCCAGAUUUUUCUCACUAAAAUGGAGGCAUGAGCCUCAACAUCUUCAAGCCUUGCACUUCACACAUCUGUGUGUCGAAUACCUUAAUGCAUAAAACUCAUUUAAGUGGACUAAUGGUUAAGCCUGAUUGGUGUUUUAUUAACUAAAGCAUAUAUUAUGGCUAAAGAGAACAAUAGGGUGUUGAAGUUGUUGAAAGUUAUGGGCUUCAUCACUGCAAAAUGGGGUUAUGAGCCUCAUGAAGGCGGUGAAACCCCUAAUGCACACCGCAGAUGGAGGAGGAAAGAGUCACAAACGCAGACGCGAUCACUCAGAUUUCAGAGUCAUAAUAUGAUGCGAAAUGUUAUUUGUACAGCGAGAAUCAUGAAUAAUGGCCAAAGAAGAGUAAAGCAUAUCGGAAAUGGAAGUGGACAUUGACUAUAAAACCCUAGAUCAAGUUGUACAAAUACAGCAAUACUCAUCGAGAAAAUGCAGUUACUUACCUGGAGGAUGGCAGAGCGGUGUGAUCCGGUCGACGACGACGACACAAUGGGAUUGAUCGGAGACGAAGCAAUGGAUAUGGCUCUAAUUUUUGGAAGGAGGGGACGCCAAAAGAUCCAGCCGGUUAGACAGCAGCCAUUUGCCGGAGAUGCUCAAAGGAAAGAGAAGAAGAUGUUUAAAGGUGCCACUAUUGGAGAUGAGUGCUUAGAGGAGGUGUUCAAAGAAGAAAGAGAGUGAGAGAUGCUCAAGAGAGCACCUGAUGCUAGCAUUCAAAAUCAUGUGUGCAUUCUUUUAUUUUUUGUAAAAUAAGCUUUUUUUAAUAGUACACUCUCUUUUUAAUGUUUUUUUUCUUUUCAUUUUUGUGUCUCUUUGUUUCCCCGGAAAAAAUCUUUACCAUUUUU
Molecule: messenger RNA, 1785 nt
Organism: Cuscuta campestris
Lineage: Eukaryota; Viridiplantae; Streptophyta; Magnoliopsida; Solanales; Convolvulaceae
Source: the annotation of a GenBank genome assembly